AUGGCGUCAACUAAAGAAGUUGUGGCGAAUACAGACGCCACCAAAAAGCUGCUCGAUGCGCAGAUUGAGCGGGUCCUGUCCAUGAAGGUCCUCAGCCAAGACGAAGUCAAGGACGUAGCUCAUCGAACGAGGGUUCUGCUGACUGGGGAAAGCAAUUUAUGGUUGAAGUAAAAGUGAUGAUAGUACUUCUCUUAUACAUAACAGUCGUGUCUGCUCUAGUUCUUACACAACUGCUGGACUGCUGGAUGUUCUUGUACUAGUAGUACAAGAAAAAUGCUUUCGAAGUAGAAGAGUUAAUAUCAAGGUCAUCUUGUAGGAGAUUAUAGAUUCUUUUCGUUAUAGGAACAAACAUUCGCAAGAACUUUCUUGUUCUUACAGUGUUCGUCCUGCUCUUCUAAGGAACGCUCACCCCGUGAAAUGCCCUGUUACCGUAGUUGGUGACAUCCAUGGCCAGUUUCCAGACCUGAAAGAACUUCUCAGGAUCACGGGCGGACCACCAGACAAUAACCUUCUUUUCUUGGGUGACUACGUGGAUAGAGGACGCUUUUCAGUACUCACGGUGUCGCUGGUUUUCCUGUACAAGCUCAGGUAUCCGGAUAUGGUAACGCUGCUGAGAGGGAAUCACGGUAUGUUAGGCUGGAUCUAACUAGAAGAAGUAUUUAACUAAAAAAGAGGGGUGUAAGUAUAACCGAGUAAGUAUAACUAAAGGGAGGUCUAACUACAACUAGAAGUAUAACCGAGUAAGUAUUGAAAAUAAGGGAGAUACUGACAGAAGAGGAAUGUAGUCAAGACUCUCUUAUUUCAGUCAGUAGCUCGCUUAUUUUGAGUUUUCGAAUAGAAGCAUAACCGAAGAGUGGCGCUGCUCCAGAAGAUGGCCAAGUUGUCAAGAACAACUUCUUCAUCUAGAGUAAUCAUUCAUAGGAUUCCAGCUACAACACCCUAGUGAUAUAGAGCACCCCGAUGGUUGUAGUGCAACCCCAUACGCCACCCGCCCAUUUUCAUUCCCCAAAGCCGGCAAGUCACGCAGGUGUAUGGUUUCUUCGAUGAGUGUGUAAGGACCUACGGCUCACCCAUCGUAUGGCGAUACUUCACCGAAGCCUUCGAUGCCCUACCACUCACAGCCGUAAUCGAAGACCGCAUCUUUUGUCCGCAUGCAGGCUUGAGUCCUAGUUUGGAUACGUUGGAUCAGAUCCGAGAGUUGGACAGGCACAUGGAAGUCCCGCAUGAAGGACCGAUUUGUGAUUAUGAUGUGAUGAGUAAGUACUAGUACUGUUUUUUUCCUGAUGUUGUUCGUUGUAUUUACAGUAGAAGUUUUCUCUUCUCCGUUGUAUUUACAGUAGAAGUUUUCUCUUCUCCUGUGGGUGCCUUAGACUCAAUAACAAACACUAGAAAUGAAUUCAGUACCGGCGGUUCUAAGUAGUUACUAAGAAAAGAAUUAUGUUGAGACUCAUUAUUAUUUUACUCAACAUCCUCUAACGGUCCAUCCUCUGGAGCGACCCCGAUGAAGUGGUGGGCUGGGGUAUUUCGCCGCGUGGUGCCGGUUACAUCUUCGGACAGGACGUCAGCGAGACCUUCAACCACACGAACAAACUACAACUCAUAGCCAGAGCGCAUCAGCUGGUGAUCGAGGGUUACCAAUGGUGUCACGAGAGGAACUUGGUCACGAUUUUCUCAGCGCCGAAUUAUUAUGGCUACAAGAUCAUAGAACUCCCCAGGACAUUAUCGAGAGGUGCGCCCCGGGUGGGAGGCGGAAAGAGAGAACUAUAGUCCCCGGUUGAAAGUAAAGCUGUGCUUUGUUCUUUUUUUUCGUGCUGUGCUUUGUUCUUUUUUUUCGUGCUGUGCUUUGCUUUUUUUGCUGUGCUGCGGUUAUUGUUUUUGGCCUGAAAUAAUGUUCACUUUAGAUAUAAUAUAUGCCAUGUAGUAGAUGUGGCGAAUUAUUAUGGCCACAAGAUCAUUGAUAGAAGACACGCUGAAUUCAACCCCUUACCUCUUCUAACCCCCCUGCGGUCGUUGCGGCAACACGGCUGGGCUCAUGGACAUUGACGAGCACCUACAGUACACUCUCCUCCAGUUUGAGGCUGCACCACCAGAGAAAGACGAGGAUUUGCAGAAUAUGGUCAAGGGUAUGCACCAGGAAAUCUUCGGUGGCGGCAAACAACACUUUGAUGCUGGAGAGGCAGGUGCGAUCCUAACUGGAGGACCAGCGUCAGGAAGAGGAUUGCCGGACUACUUCAUCUAGAUGUAGUACGAUGACUAUGAUCACUUCUACUCGCGUCUCAUCUUGAUCAUGCCUUCAAUAUCCGUAGUAGAAUACCGAGUUCUUGUAACGUAGCUGUUGACCAUCAAAGUCUUUUUACCUGAUGUCAUUCACAUUCUUGAACUGAUGCAAGUUGGAAAAAACUGCUUUGUGUCUUGUAGCAGAAACGAAUCACAAGCAUUCGCAAAUGAGUCUUUUAUCUCUGUUUAUGAAAAUGAUUAAAUGUUGGCAACGACCUCCUUCUAUUGUGUCUAACAAACUCCAAAAUGAUUCUCCCAGGGUGAGUGGUCCUCGAUCUAGUAAAACCUAGCUGGGGGUAUUCGUACGAGCGUGAUUCCCCUUUUUGGCUCGUUCAUUUUGCGAUUACAACUCCUGAUUUUUGUGUUUCACCCCCCAGGGAGUCUGCUGAGUGGUCAUCCCAGGAAGGCUAUUGUCAUAGCUUGUCCAGGCGUAAAUCUCUCUGCAAAAAGACGAUAUAUCUUUGUAGAAAUAUAACCUGAAACCUAUGGCAUCCGCACUGUACAAUAUUGAUCUUCUUCCCUCAUAAAAGACUGAAAAAGUUGUAACUCUGGAGCUGGUGCAUCUUGCUCAUCCAUGUUGAUCGCACCGCACCGUGUAGGUGCCUAAUGUGAUGUGUGAUCGGCGACCGAGCCAAAAAUGAACAUUAUUGAAUGAUAGCAUUGGAAAACAACAAGUCUUAACUCUCAUAUCGAUAAGGCUUAACCAUAUCGGGUCAGUAGAUACCCACCGACCUUCGAAC
Messenger RNA from Amoebophrya sp. A25, 3017 nucleotides. NCBI's taxonomy places the organism in Eukaryota, Dinophyceae, Syndiniales, Amoebophryaceae. The record is from the annotation of a GenBank genome assembly.